Rhizoctonia solani is the source of this 1083-nucleotide messenger RNA. RefSeq names its product alpha/beta hydrolase family protein. Gene Ontology annotation, molecular function: catalytic activity. Lineage: Eukaryota; Fungi; Basidiomycota; Agaricomycetes; Cantharellales; Ceratobasidiaceae. The record is from RefSeq and is a predicted model, not a curated record. Bases 1 to 1083 code for a protein of 360 amino acids. The transcript has 7 exons.
AUGUCCUCUCAGCUUCACCCCCUUGGGUACAACAGCAAGAUUGCGAAGCUCUCUUCUGGUCACCAUCUUCGCUAUGUCGAUAUUCAUCCACCUCAAGGCACUGCACCUAUCGUUACGGUGCUCCUUAUACAUGGCUUCCCAGAUUCGGCCUACGGGUGGCGGCACCAAGUCAAGGGAUGGUCUCAACGUGGUAUUAGACUUAUCGUACCAGAUACUAUUGGCUACACUGGUAGCUCUCAGCCAACCGACCCUCAAGAGUAUAGCAUGAAGUCUCAGAGUGACGAUCUCGAGGAAUUAGUACGCCAAGCCGGCGUUUCUGAGAAUGAGAAAAUUGUGCUUGUUGCUCACGACUGGCAAGGGCGCAAUCACUGCUUCGCGGAUGGCUCAAUUCAAACCGGAUCUCGUGAAAGGAGCUGUCAAUCUCGGUAUUCCAUUCAUCCCACCGUCUCCUCAAUAUGUUCCUCUGGAAGUACUGGUGCAGAUCUUUCCGAGUUUUGGAUAUCAGCUAUACUUUGCAUCGCCUCGUUCGAACGAGGCAAUGGAUUCAAAUGCAUGCUACCUUUUCAAUUUAUCGCGGAGAAAUUCAUAAACGCUCUCUAUUCUUCUCCAGCGAAAUUUGCUUCGGCUGAAGUCCCUCAAUUCGAGAAAGCAGGAGUACUUGAACGUUGGCUUCAAGAUCAAUCACAGAUGACUAAAUCGGAUAUCUUGUCUAAGGAAGCAAGUGCCUUUUUGGUUUCAUAUUGGGCUGUGAAGGAACUUGAUACAAUUAUUUCCCAAAUCAAAGCGGGCGUUGGCUUCUCUGCCAUGCUCAACUAUUAUCGGACAACCCAAAUUAACUACGAGCUCGAAAAAGAUCUUCCCCAAGAAUUCCGCCCGGAUAUGCCAAAGCUGCUGAUCCUUCCUACAGCAGAUCCAGCGCUUCCAGCUGAUAUCCUCGCACAGGCACAGCAAGGAGCCAAAGGAGUUGAAAUUGUGUGGCUAGAAGGUGCAGGCCACUGGUUGAUGCUAGAGCGGCCUCAAGAGGUUGAAAGCUUGGUUGGAGAGUGGGUUGAAAAAAUGGUAGCUCAAGAUUGGACCAUAUGA